Molecule: messenger RNA, 1345 nt
Organism: Paramecium pentaurelia
Lineage: Eukaryota; Ciliophora; Oligohymenophorea; Peniculida; Parameciidae
Source: the annotation of a GenBank genome assembly
AUGUAAAAAAAAUUUAACUAAGUUGGUAUUGAAAGUAAGGAUAGUACUAUGAAUCUUUUCAGAGUUAGACCAUAAUUCUUAACUCAUGUAUCUCCUGUGGCUGUUGAAGCAACUCACCAAAAUUUCUUUAGUGGAUCAAAAGAACUUUUAGAUAAAAUACCCGAUCAUGAGAAAGGACCUAGAUCAGAUUCAAAAGGAAAUAUAAUUAAAUAUACAGUUGUUGGAAGUGUAUAACAAUUUUUGGCUGAAAAAUCAAGAAGCUAAUAAUAAAAUAGAAAACCAGCAUAAAUAAGAGUCACUGCAAAUUCAUAAGCAACUCCUUCAACUUAGUAAUAAAAUGAUUAAACAGAAAGAGUGAUCUUUAGUUCAAAAGGUAUGUGCAAUCAUUUAUAAAGUAAUAGAAUAAUCUAGUAAGGAUAUUUAAUCAAAAAAAAACAAAGUAAAAACUAGAGACUUUUAAGAAGUAAUCUUAAAUGAAGAUCAAGUUUAAGAUCAUAUUUUUUAGAUUUAACAGAGGAUUGAAAAGAAUAAAGUAGAAGUAUGUAUAAUUUAAUAAAAAAAUGUAGAAUGAAAAAAAAACAAGAUAAUUACAAAGUAGAAUGUCAAAAGGGGAAUCUUUAAAAAUGAGCAAAUGUGAAAGAGUGAUUGAAACAUUUGAUUAGGUUCAAUAAGAUUGGGACUUGACAAAAAUUAAAUUAGAAUCAAAAAUAUAAAGAUUACCAGGUCAAUCACUUCUAGAUAGAAUAGAAUAACAUAGAAUGAAAGAAGAAAUGAAAAGAAUACUUGAUGCUUUAACACCAAUAGAAGAAAAACAAGGCAAUGAAUUUUGGGUAUUUUUAAUCAAUAAAACAUAUAGCGUCUUGGAUUAAGAAAAAAAGACUCAAAUAUUAAACCAAAGUCUUUUGUAGAUUUAUUUGAAAAAAAUUAUUAGAUCUAUGGCAAUCCUAAAUCUCCAUAAAUAGAAAUUGUUAGAAGAUCUUCUUUAAGUUAGCUUGAAUUCAAACCUUUUAGUACAUUCACAUCUCAAUCUGCUUUAAAUAAAAAGCUUUCUGAAAAUUCUGAUCUUAUUAUGAAAUUAAUACCAACCGUCCCUGACGAUGUAGGAAAUCUCGAAAUUGUUGGUAAAAAUGUACUUGAAUAAGAGAUUAUUUAAUUACGAUCUCGAUCUCAUAAAAAUUCGUUUCCUUAUGUAAGAUUUAGUAGUAAUUCAAAUUAUGAAAAAUAUAUCAUGAAAGUUCCUGCAAAACCAGAAACAUAAUAAGAUGAAGAAAUCUUAGAGGAAAAUUAUGAUAGAAAGCGUCUAAUGUCAUAGGGGAAACUUUCAGAAGUUAAAGGGUAUUUCUGA